UACGUGCACGUCAGGAUGGUUGGUACGGCCCGGCGGACCCUACACGCUGGCCACAGCUCUUCCACCCCAAGUACACGCACCUGUGCGUGCUCCCGAACCCACGCAUGGGGUCUCCGAGCUUCCGAUCUCAGUGCUCGACAACGUCGGUCCAGAGAGUUGGCGACCCAGCAACACCGUCGACGAGCACGGCAACCCCCUCGUCCUCCUCCAUCCCGACCGACGUGUUGUCCUCGCAGCCGACCUCGAGUUUCUGCACAUCCAGGUGUCCCAAUUCAUCGCAGAGGAUGCGGCGAAAUCCGACCGCCGCGGUCCAGAGAACAUCCAUGCCGCCCUCAAGAACUUCGCGCUCUCCGCUUCCGAGGCGGUUGAACGGAUGCGCAGCAUUCCCGUCACCUUACAACGCUUCCGGUGGGAGAUGCGUGAGUAUCAACGCUACUACGCCGAGGCCUCGGCGUACAUGGAUUUCGUCAACACGUUCAACGCUCGUAUGGUCGACACGAAGGUCCACCAGACCGAUUCAAGUCUCAUGGGAGCCAUCUCCGCUGACCCUGCAGUUGUGUCUCGGCUCUACCGCGCUGGGAUUCCCGUCUGGUAUAUCCGUCGCUAUUCGCAGCUCGUCCCCGAGCUCAAGAUUCAGGAAGUCGUCGAGCCGUCUCUACCGCAGGAGCGCGGUGUCAUGAUCUUAGAAUACGAUCCUCCAUACCCAACGCAAUACGUUGGUCCGCCCGGCCUGGCGCACCUCUCAGCCGUCCACACCUUCGGCAUGAGGGUCUACAGCGCUGGCAUUCCUGAUCCCGGCCCUGCGUCCACUGGUUCCCUCCGUCGUCCUCUCAAUCCCGAUUCGGCGACCUCGUCCUCUCGCGGCCCUUCCAAGAAGUCGAAGGCUGCCCACAAGGCACCUCCCCCGACUGGUUCCACCCACACUCCUCCGACCCCGAAGGCGGGACGCGACCACUUUGUGGAUGCCGACAGCUCGCUCAUACCGCCUCCUAUCACGCAGUGGUCGAAGGCCCUCGAGCGGGUCCAAAACGACCCUGCCCGUCUGUCUAAGGACCGUCUCCCGUCCGGACACUACUGUCCUAACCCGGCGACGUUCGCUACUGCGAACAGUCUCGCGCGGUUCUUGGAAACGUGGCUAACCAUCCGUCCUGCGUGGCUUGCGCACAUGCAGGACGCUGUUUACAGCGACGCCUUGGUUCCGUACAGCAAGCCAAUCUGGAAUGCGCUCCUAGUGAUGACGGACGAACAGCGUCGAACUGCCGCCGCGGCAACUCCUACCUCCGCGGCGAAGUCAGCCAAGCAUCGUGUAGAGGCGAUGCAGGCGUUUGGUCGCUUCUUCCCCACCGACGACUUCGCUACGCCGUCCACGCUCCAAUUCUUCGAGUUCACCGUCAAGACUCCCAUCCGCGAGGUCGUACCGAGCUUGGCACGCAAGGUGGUGUGGGAGCUGUACGAGCUCUCGUUCCGCCUCGAACUUGCUGCGGUCGACUUCAAACUGACCCGCCAGGUUUCCACAGGCCGGUAUGCCUGGACGCAGCGUCGCGCCGAGAUCGCCAAAUGCUUUCCGAAUGGCUCACUCGUUCUCACUCAAUACCCCGCGUCCAACGGAGGGCUGGCUUCUCUCCAGUCCGGAGUUCUCGCGGCGUACGUCGAGCACCUUCGCCGUGUCCUGGCGAAAUGGCCGAACGCGUCGUCUCUCCAGCGUACGCUGCGCCCCGAGGACCACCCGAACCUCAUACUGGAGGUCGAGCACGACGUGGUGUCGUUUUACUGUCAGGCGUUCUAUGACUUGUGUGGGCGCGCUGCAGUAGUUCCCCAUCGCCUCCCUGCGGACUAAUCGUACAUACUUUGUCGUACAUCGCUACUCCCUACAACCUAUCGUCCCUCACACAAUUCCUAUCUA
This is a messenger RNA of Fomitopsis serialis, 1903 nucleotides long. RefSeq lists its product as uncharacterized. The record is from RefSeq and is a predicted model, not a curated record. Lineage: Eukaryota; Fungi; Basidiomycota; Agaricomycetes; Polyporales; Fomitopsidaceae. The transcript is spliced from 2 exons. The coding region runs from base 374 to 1837 and encodes 487 amino acids.